AUGGAAGAACUGGAAACUUUCCCAGUCAAUCCAGAAGACUCCAAUCAAGUCUUGCGCAUAGAGAAGUCAUUAUCGCCUGAAGAAAAAAUUGAGAUGAUACGAUUCCUGAAAGAAAACCUGGAUGUCUUCGCAUGGAAACAUAAAGAUAUAGUGGGAAUAGAUUCUAGGAUCAGUUGCCAUCACCUUAACAUCAACCCUUCCUAUGCCCCCCAUAGACAGAAGAGGCGUGCCCUGAACCCGGACCGGUACGAGGCGCUGAAAGACGAAGUAAGUAAACUUAUCCGUAGUGGUUUCAUCAGAGAGGCCAUAUAUCCGAGGUGGAUAUCCAACCCGGUUCUGGUGAAAAAGUCCAGCGGGAAAUGGAGGGUCUGUGUGGACUUCACAAACCUGAAUAAGGCGUGUCCCAAGGACAGCUUCCCACUUCCAAGAAUUGAUCAACUGGAAGACUCCACUGCUGGGCAUGAACUACUGAGUUUCAUGGAUGCCCUCCAGGCGGCCGAACAUGUGAGUCACAUUGACCAAACCUUCCAGAUACUCAGAAAGUAUAACAUGAAGUUGAACCCCCUCAAGUGCACUUUCGGAGUGGCAUCAGGCCAGUUCUUGGGAUACAUUGUAAAUCAGAGAGGAAUUGACGCAAAUCCGACAAAGCAAGGAAAGAGAUUUCAAUGGACUUUGGAGUGCCAAGAAGCCUUCGAGUCUCUGAAGAAACACCUCGGGGAAGCACCCCUCCUGUCGAAACCCCAUCCGGAUGAAUCUCUGUUGCUGUACCUAGCAGUUUCAGACGUGGCAGUCAGCACGGUCCUAACCAGGGAAGAAAAUGAGCGUCAAUUGUCGGUGUAUUACAUCAGCAAAGCACUUCUCCCAGCUGAAACACGUUACUCCGACAUGGAAAAACUGGCACUCGCACUUAUCACAGCCUCGAGAAAGCUGAGGCCAUAUUUCCAAGCCCACUCAAUACAAGUCCUCACCAAUUUUCCUUUAAGGCAAGUGAUGCAGAAAACGGACGCGUCGAGACGCCUGCUGAAAUGGGCUAUCGAGCUCAGCGAGUUCGAUCUCACGUUCCGACCUAGACACGCUAUCAAGGGCCAGACCCUUGCCGAUUUUAUGGUCGAGUUUACCAAAGCCCUAGAAAUGGAGGCCCUAAUGGAACCGACCGAGCCCCCCACAUGGAAAUUGUUUGUAGAUGGGUCUUCGGGAGAGGCUGGCGCGGGGGCGAAAAUCGUGUUGGAGAGCCCGGAAGGCCAUUUGCUAAAUUGUGCGGUAAGAUUCGGCUUCAGAGCCUCGAACAACGUGGCCGAAUAUGAGGCCCUUCUGGCAGGUCUAAGGCUCGCUAAGGAAAUACAUGUCAAGAAGCUCCUAGCAAGCAGUGAUUCUCAGCUCGUAGUAAAUCAGGUAAAUGGGGAUUUCGCAGCCAAAGAUGAUGCCCUCUCAAAGUUAGCCAGCAGCAUGAACUCAGAGCUUCUAAACAUCGUCCUCAUUGAGCACUUAUCGAAGCCCUCCACCUUCGAAGGCGAAGAGUUACUAUGGAUAGAAGGCACCCCAUUGUGGAUGCAGCCCAUAAUCGCAUAUCUGAAGGAACAAACGCUGCUUGCUUCCAGAGGCGAAGCAAGAAAAUUAAGAAGAAGGGCUGCACACUUCGUCCUUCAAGAAGACACCCUUUACAAGAGAGGCUUCGCUUCGCCCCUUCUUCGAUGUGUGGGCGGAGAAGAGGCCACAUACAUACUCAGAGAGAUACAUGAAGGGAUCCGGAGGGAUGGCUCUGGCACACAAGGUUCUCCAUUCGGCAUCCCCCACUCCAUUGUCUCUGAUAACGGGCGGCAGUGCGACAAUAAGAAGAUGCGAGACUUGUGCGACGAACUGGGCAUAAAGAAGGACGUUUCGACUUCGCAUCACCCCCAGGCAAAUGGACAGGUUGAAGCAGUGAACAAGACUAUCAAGCACACCCUGAAAAGGAAACUGGAUUCCUCGAAAGGCGCCUGGGUUGACGAACGUCCCCACGUCCUCUGGAGCAUCAGAACGACUUGCCGGACUGCAACCGGCGAAUCCCCAUUUUCCAUGACCUACGGAGCCGAAGCAAUGAGUCCGGUCGAAGUUGGGGUCCCAUCACAUCGACGGAUACAUUUCAAUGAGAUCAGCAACGACGAGGCACGAAUAAGUGAACUGUACCUCCUUGAGGAAAAGAGAGAGACUUCCCAAGUGACCUUGGCAAAAUAUCAUCGCAAGAUGACCCGCUUUUACAACUCCAAGGUCAGAAACAGAACUCUCCGUUUGGGCGAUCUCGUCCUCAGAAGAGUUUUCCAAUCAUCAAAACCAACCGGGUCAGGAGUUUUCGGCCCGAACUGGGAAGGCCCUUACCGCAUUCGAGGGGAACCCCGACCUGGUACAUACAAGAUAGAAGAUAUGUCGGGAAAGAUGCUACCUCACAAGUGGAACAUCGAGCACUUGAGAAAAUACUACCAGUGA
Molecule: messenger RNA, 2463 nt
Organism: Olea europaea var. sylvestris
Lineage: Eukaryota; Viridiplantae; Streptophyta; Magnoliopsida; Lamiales; Oleaceae
Exons: 5
Coding region: 1-2463 (820 amino acids)
Biological process (GO): DNA integration
Molecular function (GO): RNA-DNA hybrid ribonuclease activity; nucleic acid binding
Source: RefSeq, a predicted model, not a curated record